AUGCUUCCCCAUAUCAUCCCACCGCCAACAUUUCCGCCUCAUCCACCUUGUGUCUUAACGCUCAGCUAUACCCCCGACUGUAUCCCGCCCCAGACCCUAUUGCGAAGGGGAGAAUAUGUCUUCGCUUUUGGUGGCGUCGGUACAAACGCAAGAUUGGGUUUCGGGCGUUGGUGCGAGCCAGCAUGCGUUCCGCAUCUACUUGAUUACUGCAUGCGCAAUGGGCCGGUUGCUCGUGGUCGGGCUGACGCUGCUGGUAGCGCUCAUUAUUCUUCCGACCAAGCGAUUCUCAAUCCAACCCAUCAGCAAACUCAGCUUGCGAAACUGGCCGGCACUGUCAUCGUUUGCGGCGGCUCGUUUUCGUCAAGGAAGACACAUCCCACCUACUGGCUGGCGCUGCUUUCCCUUGAGUAUUGA
Mycena indigotica is the source of this 414-nucleotide messenger RNA. RefSeq lists its product as uncharacterized. Lineage: Eukaryota; Fungi; Basidiomycota; Agaricomycetes; Agaricales; Mycenaceae. The coding region runs from base 1 to 414 and encodes 137 amino acids. The record is from RefSeq and is a predicted model, not a curated record. The transcript has a single exon.